This is a messenger RNA of Brugia malayi, 753 nucleotides long. RefSeq lists its product as uncharacterized. Gene Ontology annotation, molecular function: ATP binding; kinase activity. NCBI's taxonomy places the organism in Eukaryota, Metazoa, Nematoda, Chromadorea, Rhabditida, Onchocercidae. The record is from RefSeq and is a predicted model, not a curated record. Gene Ontology annotation, cellular component: cytoplasm. The transcript has 5 exons. Bases 1 to 753 code for a protein of 250 amino acids.
AUGAGUAUAGUACAUGAUUUCGAACAUUUUCCUACUGUGACAAAAGUUCCAUUUAUUAUUGGUGUCGCUGGUGGAACAGCAUCCGGAAAGUCGUCAGUAUGUUCUCGAAUAAUGGAAAAACUAGGAAAGGCUCAUGAACGGCGAGUAGUGACCAUAUCACAAGAUUCAUUUUAUCGCAGUUUAUCAGAUGAGGAGAUCAGAAAGGCAAAUCGCGGGGAAUUUAAUUUCGAUCAUCCAGAUGCCAUUGAAUUUACCCUUAUGAUAUCAAUUCUUCACAAAAUGAAGAAAGGUGAAAGUGUCAUCGUUCCAAAAUAUGACUUUUGCACGAAUUCGAGGUCGAAGGAUUCUGAUGUGAUUGAGUCAGCAGAUGUUAUAAUUGUUGAAGGAAUAUUGAUUCUCUAUGACCAAGAACUGCGAAAUCUUUUUGAUAUGAAACUGUUUGUUGAUGCUGACUCCGAUGAUCGUUUAGCUCGACGUGUCCAAAGAGAUACACAGGAAAGGGGACGCUCGCUCUCCCAAGUUCUCCAUCAGUACCUGAAUCUUGUGAAACCAGCAUUCGAGGAAUUUUGCUUACCGACCAAGAAGUAUGCUGAUGUUAUUGUUCCACGUGGUGCUGAUAAUAAUGUUGCUAUCGACUUAAUUUUGCAUCACAUUCGCGAAAUAUUACGUAUACCGUCGUCUUCAGUUGAUUCUUUGUCGGAUGAAACUUGUUACAUCGGUCAUCGUGCUGCGUCGUUUAGUCGACUACAUUAA